Messenger RNA from Alexandromys fortis (reed vole), 12597 nucleotides. RefSeq names its product nuclear factor of activated T cells 5 (gene Nfat5). Gene Ontology annotation, cellular component: transcription regulator complex. The record is from RefSeq and is a predicted model, not a curated record. The transcript is spliced from 15 exons. Lineage: Eukaryota; Metazoa; Chordata; Mammalia; Rodentia; Cricetidae. Gene Ontology annotation, molecular function: transcription factor binding; RNA polymerase II cis-regulatory region sequence-specific DNA binding; DNA-binding transcription factor activity, RNA polymerase II-specific. The coding region runs from base 325 to 5022 and encodes 1565 amino acids. Gene Ontology annotation, biological process: regulation of transcription by RNA polymerase II; cytokine production; calcineurin-NFAT signaling cascade.
UGGCGGCGGCCGUCAGUGUGCGCUGAGGAGAAGCCCGAAACGGACCCUUUGGCUCUCCCUCUCCCCUUCCCCUCCCGAACCGUCUUCUCUCUGGACUCACCGGGACUCAGUUCUCCACUCCGCAGAGCCGCGUUCCACGCCGCCGCCGUUCUCGUCGCUCGGCCGGCUGGGAAGUGACUGCCCUCGAGGAGGAGGAGGAGGAGGAGGCAGCCGCCCUCGCCUCGCCGCCCCCGGUUCGGUGCCCGCGGUCCCGGAGAGGAGGUGCCGCCGCCACCGCCGCUCCCCCCCUCCCGCUGCCCUCGGGCCGGGCUGGGUCGAGCUGCGAUGCCCUCGGACUUCAUCUCAUUGCUCAGCGCGGACCUAGACCUGGAAUCGCCCAAGUCCCUGUACUCGCGAGAUUCUCUGAAGUUACACCCAUCCCAGAAUUUUCAUAGAGCUGGACUAUUGGAAGAAUCUGUCUAUGAUCUUCUCCCAAAGGAGUUACAGUUACCUCCACCUAGAGAAACUUCUGUAGCAUCAAUGAGUCAGACAAGUGGUGGUGAGGCAGGCUCGCCUCCUCCAGCUGUAGUUGCUGCUGAUGCUUCUUCAGCUCCCUCCUCUUCCUCCAUGGGCGGUGCUUGCAGCUCCUUUACCACCUCUUCCAGCCCUACCAUUUAUUCUACCUCAGUCACCGACAGCAAGGCUAUGCAAGUGGAGAGCUGCUCCUCAGCCGUGGGGGUAAGUAACAGAGGGGUAAGUGAAAAGCAGUUAACCGGUAACACAGUUCAGCAGCAUCCAUCAACCCCGAAGAGGCACACAGUGUUGUACAUCUCACCACCACCUGAGGACUUGCUGGAUAACAGUCGGAUGUCCUGCCAGGAUGAGGGGUGUGGAUUGGAAUCUGAGCAGAGCUGCAGUAUGUGGAUGGAGGAUUCCCCCUCCAACUUCAGUAACAUGAGCACCAGUUCCUACAAUGAUAACACUGAGGUACCUCGUAAAUCACGAAAACGAAAUCCAAAGCAGAGGCCGGGGGUCAAACGACGAGAUUGUGAAGAAUCUAAUAUGGAUAUAUUUGAUGCCGACAGUGCCAAAGCACCUCACUAUGUGCUUUCUCAGCUUACCACGGACAACAAAGGCAACUCAAAAGCUGGAAAUGGAACAUUGGACAACCAAAAGGGAGCUGGAGUAAAGAAGAGCCCUAUGUUGUGUGGACAGUAUCCUGUUAAAAGUGAGGGGAAGGAGCUGAAGAUAGUUGUACAGCCUGAAACCCAGCACCGAGCUCGGUACCUGACAGAGGGCAGCCGAGGCUCAGUAAAAGAUAGAACACAGCAAGGCUUUCCAACGGUGAAGCUGGAAGGUCAUAAUGAACCGGUAGUGUUGCAGGUGUUUGUGGGCAAUGAUUCUGGUCGAGUGAAACCACACGGAUUUUACCAAGCCUGUAGGGUAACUGGACGAAAUACCACCCCCUGCAAAGAAGUGGACAUUGAAGGGACCACUGUUAUAGAAGUCGGCCUCGAUCCUAGCAACAACAUGACACUGGCGGUGGACUGCGUAGGAAUAUUGAAGCUGAGGAAUGCCGAUGUUGAAGCCAGAAUAGGAAUUGCUGGUUCCAAGAAAAAGAGCACUCGAGCCAGAUUGGUUUUUCGAGUCAAUAUCACAAGGAAAGACGGCUCCACUCUGACAUUGCAGACACCCUCUUCCCCAAUUUUGUGUACUCAGCCAGCAGGAGUUCCUGAGAUCUUAAAGAAAAGUUUGCAUAGCUGUUCAGUGAAAGGAGAGGAAGAAGUGUUUUUAAUUGGGAAGAACUUUCUGAAAGGAACUAAAGUUAUUUUCCAGGAAAAUGUUUCUGAUGAACACUCUUGGAAAUCAGAAGCUGAGAUAGACAUGGAAUUGUUCCAUCAGAACCAUCUUAUUGUGAAGGUUCCCCCGUAUCAUGACCAACAUAUAACUUUGCCUGUAUCAGUCGGAAUAUAUGUUGUGACCAAUGCUGGAAGAUCUCAUGAUGUUCAGCCAUUUACAUACACUCCAGACCCAGCAGCAGCUGGAGCUUUGAAUGUCAGUGUGAAAAAGGAGACGUCUAGUCCAGCAAGGCCUUGCUCUUUUGAAGAAGCCAUGAAAGCAAUGAAAACAUCUGGAUGUAACUUAGAUAAGGUGAACAUUCUUCCUAAUGCCCUGAUCACUCCACUCAUAUCAAGCAGUAUGAUUAAGACUGAAGAUGUCACUCCAAUGGAAGUAACAGCAGAGAAAAGAUCUUCCCCUAUUUUUCAGACUACAAAGACAGUUGGAUCGACUCAGCAAACUUUAGAAACUAUUUCUAACAUAACAGGAAAUUCAUCUUUUUCAUCACAAUCAUCUUCCCACUUACCUUCUGAAAAUGAAAAUCAGCAGCAGCUUCAGCCCAAGGCAUAUAACCCAGAGGCCCUGACAACUAUCCAAACACAGGACAUCUCUCAGCCUGGGACUUUUCCAGCAGUUUCUGCUUCUAGUCAGCUGCCCAGCAGUGAUGCAUUACUGCAGCAGGCUACACAGUUUCAGACAAGAGAAGCUCAGUCGAGAGACACAUUGCAGUCAGAUGGCACAGUGGUUAAUUUGUCACAGUUGACUGAGGCAUCACAACAGCAGCAGCCAUCCCCGCUUCAAGAACAAGCACAGACAUUACAGCAGCAGAUCUCAUCAAAUAUUUUCCCACCGCCAAGUAGUGUGAGCCAGCUCCAGAGUACUAUUCAGCAUCUGCAAGCAGGAAGUUUUGCAGGUGGCACCGCUGGUGGCAGCAGUGGAAGUGUUGACUUGGUUCAGCAGGUUCUAGAGGCACAACAACAGUUAUCUUCUGUUCUGUUUUCUGCUCCAGAUGGUAAUGAGAAUGUUCAGGAACAACUUAAUGCAGACAUUUUCCAAGUCAGUCAAAUUCAAAGUAGUGUAAGCCCUGGAAUGUUCGCCUCAACAGAGCCUGCAGUUCAUACCAGACCAGAUAACUUACUACCUGGGAGGGCUGACAAUGUCCAUCAACAGACUGAAAACACACUGUCUAAUCAGCAACAGCAGCAGCAACAACAACAACAGCAACAGCAAGUGAUGGAACCAUCAGCUGCAAUGGUGAUGGAGAUGCAGCAGAGCAUUUGCCAAGCAGCUGCCCAGAUUCAGUCAGAACUAUUUCCUUCAGCUGCUUCAGCAAAUGGAAGCCUUCAGCAGUCUCCAGUUUACCAGCAGCCUUCUCACAUGAUGAGUGCACUGCCUACCAGUGAGGACAUGCAAAUGCAGUGCGAGUUGUUCUCUUCUCCUCCUGCGGUCUCUGGAAAUGAAACGUCAACAACCACCACACCCCAGGUUACAACUCCUGGCUCCACUAUGUUUCAGGCACCAAGUUCAGGAGAUGGAGAAGAAACUGGAACACAGGCAAAACAAAUUCAGAACAGUGUCUUUCAGACCAUGGUUCAAAUGCAACACAGUGGAGACAGCCAGCCUCAAGUAAAUCUCUUCUCAUCUACAAAAAAUAUAAUGAAUGUUCAGAAUAGUGGUACCCAGCAACAAGGGAGUAGCUUGUUCCAGCAAGGGAAUGAGAUGAUGUCACUUCAGUCUGGGAACUUUUUGCAGCAGUCUUCUCAUUCACAGGCUCAACUGUUUCAUCCUCAAAAUCCUAUUGCUGAUGCUCAGAACCUUUCCCAGGAAACCCAAGGUUCAAUUUUUCACAGUCCAAAUCCUAUUGUCCACAGUCAGACUUCUACAGCGUCCUCUGAGCAGUUGCAGCCUCCAAUGUUUCACUCUCAGAAUACCAUUGCUGUAUUACAAGGCUCUUCAGUUCCUCAAGAUCAGCAGUCACCCAAUAUAUUUCUUUCCCAAAGUUCUAUGAAUAAUCUUCAAACAAACACAGUAGGCCAAGAAGAACAGAUUUCAUUUUUUGCGGCACAGAACUCAAUUUCUCCACUUCAGUCAACAUCAAACCCUGAACAGCAAGCUGCUUUUCAACAGCAGCCUCCAAUCUCACACAUCCCAGCCCCUAUUCUUUCCCAGGAACAGGCACAAUCCACUCAGCAAGGUUUAUUUCAGCCUCAGGUGGCCCUUGGCUCCCUUCCAUCUAAUCCAAUGCCUCAAAGCCAGCAAGGAGCAAUUUUCCAAACACAGCACUCAAUAGUUGGCAUGCAGAGCAACUCUCCAUCCCAAGAACAGCAGCAACAGCAGCAGCAGCAACAGCAGCAGCAGCAACAGCAGCAGCAGCAGCAGCAACAGCAGCAACAGCAGCAGCAGCAGAACAUUUUAUUCAGUAGUCAGAAUGCCAUGGCUACAAUGGCAUCUCAGAAGCAGCCACCACCAAACAUGAUAUUUAGCCCAAGCCAAAACCCAAUGACUAGUCAGGAGCAGCAGAACCAGUCAAUUUUUCACCAACAAAGUAAUAUGGCCCCAAUGAACCAAGAGCAGCAGCCUAUGCAAUUUCAGAAUCAGCCUACAGUUUCCUCACUUCAGAAUCCAGGUCCUGCGCAGUCUGAGUCACCACAGACCUCCUUGUUCCAUAGUUCUCCUCAGAUCCAGUUGGUACAAGGGUCACCUAGUUCUCAAGAGCAGCAAGUAACACUCUUCCUCUCUCCAGCAUCCAUGUCUGCACUGCAAACCAGUAUAAACCAACAAGACAUGCAACAGUCUCCUCUUUAUUCUCCUCAGAACAACAUGCCUGGAAUUCAAGGAGCCACUUCUUCAGCCCAGUCCCAGGCUACUUUAUUUCACAACACUACAGGAGGCACAAUGAACCAACUACAAAAUUCUCCUGGCUCAUCUCAGCAGACUUCAGGAAUGUUCUUAUUUGGCAUUCAAAAUAAUUGUAGUCAGCUUUUAACAUCCGGACCAGGUACCUUACCGGAUCAGCUGAUGGCUAUAAAUCAGCCGGGCCAGGCACAAAAUGAGGGCCAGGCUUCUGUGACAACACUUCUUUCUCAGCAAAUGCCAGAGACUUCCCCACUGGCCUCGUCUGUGAGCAGCAGUCAGAGCAUGGAGAAGAUGGAUUUGCUUGUCUCAUUGCAAAGCCAAGGGAACAAUUUAACUGGCUCCUUUUAAUGUAAAUUCCAUGAAGAAAGAAAUGAUUCCAAGAUGUCCUGAGAACUUGUGGUUCCGUGAAGAUUAUUGAACUAUUAUGGAGAGCUACAUUUGAGUAAAUGGGUAGAUUUCCUGGCUGUAAGACUACACCCAUACUGCCUGUUGCAGUAAUUUGCCACCAAUGUGCUUUUUGUUUCUAGUAACAGUGAUAACUGAGAAUCUGUUGGAUUUUCCAGCUGUGACAGAAAUGUUUUUGUCCUGGGUUUUAAAGUGCAGAGCUGGGCCUCUCAGUUAUUAUUGCUAUUAGAAAAUCACAUUUGUCAUGUUUACUUACAUUUUUUUUCCCUGCAUUAUUUUAGUCAAGUAAUGGCUUAGGACAAAGUAAAGUUUAGUAAUGAGUAAGUCUGUGAUUUUGUUGAUGUAAAAAACACAUGGAUGUUGGCCAAAGUGAAGGAGUUUCUUUCAGUUUUCAUGGAGAAGCUGAAGGGGAUAACUUACAAAAAUGCUGUAUUAAGAACUCCUCAUCACACACAUUCAGAUAACAUGCUUUUAAAACUGGAUACAGCUGGAAUGUUACUGAAUUUAUUUUUCAGAGAGUUGUUAGUUCUCUGUAUUUUCUACUUAGGGAUUUAGCCAUAACUGCAUAAAAAUAUUUUGUUCUAUGAAUGAAGGGGAUAAUACAUGACAUUAUGAUCUCAUUCUCCUUCGGUAGUUUAAACUGACAGUAAUUUGAGUCUGUUUUGUUCUAAUCCAGCAUUAGGCUAGUGCUCCCAUUUUAUAUGCACCUAUAUUGUUUUCCUGUUUAGUUUUAGACAGCUAUUAAUAUACUACAGCUUUAUGACCCUGUAGUAAUUUAGAGAAGGCAGCCACAUUGAUCCAGUGACCUGGCAGUCUGCAGCACGGGGCCAGGAGUACUCUUUUAGGAUUAUUGGGAGUUGAUUCCUGAGAAAAAAACAAUUCUCUCUCUUUUUUUUCUUCCAUGAACGGUGCUGUUCUGAAGUCUUCAAAUUUUCCCCUCUAAUGAAAAACAGUAUAAAUUUUUACUUUACAAACAAGGCAAACAAAAAUUUCUCAAACUAUUUCUUCUCCCUGAGCUGCAGUGACUAUAAUUCACUUGUCACCUCAGUGCUUUACAGUCGAAGUGGUCACUUAAUUGAUGUAAAGCCUUGGGCUUUACAGGGUCAUAUCACUGAUUAAAAGGAAGAAUUAACUUGUGUUACAUCUACAGAGAGCAAAAUUACACACUCCAGAACUCACAUUUGUAGCAUUAGUUGUAGAGUUUUGAGUGUUCUUGCCACCCGUGGGGCGCCUGCUUCUCACUACCACCUACAUCUGGACACAUGCUUAUGUCUCAUUUAUCUUUGGCAUGUGGAAAGAGUCAAUGCAGCAUAAGGCCAACGUGUGUGGCUUCUGUGUGCUGAUAUGUUUUGGUGUCCUGUUUGUUUUUUUUACUUUCUAAGUGUUUAAAAAUUAGCCAGUUUGUAGUUUUCUUUUCCAUCGCCUUAGUUUUCUUUUCAUCUUAUCUCUCCUUUCCUACACAUUUGUUGAGGUGUGUGGAGCUGUGUUGUUGGUUUUGUUUAUAUAGCCAGAUUCCCUCUUUUGUGAUCUUCUUUUGUUCUUCGACUGUUGUUCUUGUCAUUUGUUUUUUCUCUUUGUCCUUGUGUUUCUGCCCUAGCCCUUCUUUCUCUCUCUGAGAGGCAUUGGAUUACGUUUUCAGUAGUACAGGCUUCUUGCCGAUAUGAAGGGAACUUUCUAGAAAGAGACCUACUCUGGUCAUUUAAUUUUGAAAACAGUUUUCAAUCGUUCAAGUUUUGGAUGGUUUAUAUCUAAUGUGUGUUUCAUUUUUUUGGAAAGCUAUAUUUUAUAUUUAGGAAAUGGUAUACUAUUUUGCUAUUUGUACUGAGUGAGUACAUUGGCAUAAAUAUAGAAAUUUAUAUAUAUAUAUAUAUAUACAUAUAUAAACUAUUCUUUUUUGCCACACAUUUUUGUGGUAAAUUUGUGAGUUUGUCUGAUGUUCUACCACAACGUGGCGUCUGAUAACAGUGAGGGGUUUGUUAUGUCUUUAUUGAGUAUUUAAGUACCUUUUGAAACAAAUGGCCUGUUUAUCUGUAGCCAUUCCAUCAGGCGGUUCCUUGAUGUUACUAGUGAGCGAAAGGCAACUACCAUGUGUUUGCUGUGUCUUCACUCAGCAAGGUGUUAAAGAGCAAGGAAACUUAUUGAGGCAGUGUGUCAAAUGGUGUUUGACGAGAAUGAGCCACUCUGUCUUUGUUCACUAUAUAUUUAAUAUUUUAUUAUUGUUGUUCUUAUUAAUUGGCUUUCUGUAUCCUAUGCCUUUUAUUUAUAAAGACACUAAAAAUACCAUGUUUGUAAUUUUAAUAACAUUUUCCAUCUUUUAAUAGCCAGAACUACUUUAUAGAUUCUCUAAACCAAAAGUAUUUUCCUCAGUAUCUCCCUUCUCCCCCAUGCCCUACAGGGAAAAAUCACCCAACAUGGUUCAGGUUCUGAGAAGGGUCAGCCACACAAUUCAGUGCUUCAGCUUGAAAAAACGCACAGGGGACUCUAGUGUGCUAUCUGGAACACCAGUGGAAGCAGACCUGUGAAUCUGCUUAGGAAAGACAGAAGUCAGAGUUUAAAACCACAUUGACUUCUGAGUUUUCUGGAUUACUUUCUGAGAUCAUGAGGAGACUCAGGAAAUCUGUUUCUUCCAAGGUGAAAUCGGAAUGUUUGUUGCGACUGCACCCUCAGUGAAGUGGCAGCAAGAGGUCUGGCUUGUGUGGUGACUUCUGUUUGUUCUGUACUAGAAGCUUAUCCUUAUACAGUGCUGAUUGGCAAUGCCGAGUCACUGGGACCAAUUUCUGUCUUAUACUGUCAGAGUGUAGAACAGAACAUCACCUGAACUGUAGUGGUUUGAGUGGAUGGAGGCAGAAACCCCAUUUUUAGUCUCUUCACUUCUGUGGUUAUUUAUACAAGGGCUGUGCUGUGCUACCAUAUUCCUGUUCAAUAAUGAUGGUUUAUUUGUUUUCUUACAUUGUUAAAUGUUCUUGCCCCUAAAGGUGUGUGUUAAGUACAAUGUUCUGAAUAUAUGAUUUGGUUACAAAAUGUAUGUGUCUUCUUAUUGAAGAGUUAGUUCAGUGGUUGAUACUUGUGCUAAGAAUUCAGCUUCUCAGUUCCUGUUACUUAUAGCUACCUGUGGGAAGACUCAGUGAGCCAGCAAAGACCUUGGGAAUCAGGAUAUAUUAAAUUUUUAUCUGGCAGAAGGACCUAAAUAAACUGUGAACUACAUUUUAUUCCUUUGUUACAUUCAGUUCUUGCUUUCAGCAACUCACAGAAAUGCUUGGAGCUUAUCUUCUCCCCCCCCCCCCCCAUGCUUUUGUGUCCUUGUUAUUCCACACCAGGGAAAAAGACAAUUAGAUACUUUUUUGUUUGUUGUUCAAGGCAGUGUUUCACUGUGUAGCCCUGGCUGUCCUGGAACUCACUCUGUAAACCAGGCUGACCUCGAACUAGAGAGAUCUGCCUGCCUCUGCCUCCCGAGUGCUGGGAUUAAAUGUGUGUGCACUACCACUGCUCCACUUAGAUAAUUAGUUUCUGAGAUUUUCUGUAGGCUUUUCUGAUUCUAACAUGUUAUUUGUUAUUUAGCCAAUAUAGGUCUGUCUAUCCCAUCUCCUUAGAACAAGUGUUUAAAGGAAAAAAAAAAAAAAACAGAAGGAAGAAAUUGUGCAUAUGUCCCUUCAGAAUGAAAAUAAUUUCUUUCGACUUUUUUGAAUGUUUGUUUUUCAUUUUUAAAUGAGGUUGCACUAUGCUGCCCAAGUACUGGGCCUGGAGGUAUGAAACACCUUACCUGAGACCCUUUGGCCUUUUUAAGCCAUUGUAAAUGUUUGGGGAAAAUGGAAUCUGUCAGCAAAUAAAACCACAAUAAAAUGACUGAGUUCUUCUUAAAUUCAGCAUAGUUGUGCAUAUUCUCAGGGGCUAGCUGAGACUUUUUCUCGUAAAAUUUUCUUUUAUCCCUGUGUCCCGAUUUUCAGCUGGUUGGAACUAGUUAAAAGUUAUGGGGAGACCUUGUUGUUUUACUCUGCAUCACAGUGUAGCUUCAUCUUUAAGGAGAUGUAUCUGCAUGCUUUUGGGUAUGUGGAGGGGCUCAAUGAAAAUCAGCAGAUGUGUUAGAGAAGUAGCUCAGACCUGGGGUGUGGCUCCGGGGUAGAGAGUCUGCCUACCAUGUGCAGGGACCUGAAUUUGAUGCCCAGCACCACCGAAAGGGAGAGAAGCGAACAUGGGUGUACACACUAGCAAGAGGACUCACCAUCACAUUUUGAGAGCUUUUCCCUUCUGCCUACAUUUGUCACUAGUGCUUAGCUGUGACGGUGGCAUUCAUUAUGCAGGAGACCGGCUCUGUAGUAUCGUUGGUCAAUUGUCCCAGCGCCCUAAUUACUUUUUAGCUCUCUGUUUUCAUGCCAUCCUAAGCCUUGUAUAUUAAUAAAAUUCUGUUUUUAUUGCUCUUGCUCUUUCAGACAAUUUUUACAUUAGUAUUUUAUAUAUAGAUUAAAUGUUUAUGGAAAAGUGCCUUUUUACCAUGCCAGUGCACCCUUCCUGUAAUCCCACCUUCCACUGUUGUCAAGAAUAUACGAAUAACUGAUUUCAACAGGUCCCAAUGCUGUUGUGGCUUACAUGAAUUCACUCCAAUUUUCUCAUCCCAGCAAAGUAGUAUCUGGGUCUUACCUGAACAAUAAUGAAAAUUUGUGUGUGUGUGUGUGUGUGUGUGUGUGUGUGUGUGUGAGAGAGAGAGAGAGAGAGAGAGAGAGAGAUUCCAUGCACACAAGUGUGUGCGUUAAAUAUUAUAAAGGCACUACUUAUAGCAUCUUCUCUGGUCCUAAUUAACGGCAUGAAGAGUGACUAAAACAUAGGUUUUGUAAGACCUGGGAAUAAUGUUGAUUUCUUUUUUUCUCUCUAAUUAAACAUGGAAAAGUAGUUUACUAUCAGGACUCUAGUUAAUUGACCUUGGAAAACUUAGUGUCAGGAAAAAUUAGGAAGAAAUCAUUGAGUCCUGGGAGAGCUAAUGUAAUUUCUUUAGUGCCACAUACAGUUGGACUGAGUGUCCUGGUUUUUGUCCAUUCUCUUUCUGAUCUAGCACCUUACGAAGUGGUGGUGCUUGAAGAAAGGGCCAUCAACCACAAAUUAAGGACAGCCAUAACUUAAGCUUUGGAAUGUGUUCCCCAUGGAAAUGUUCUUGUGAUUGCUGGUGGACUGAAGACUGCAGACGGCAAACUUUUAUGCAAUAUUCUUAAUACCCUAUCGUGCACUUUAACCAUUCCAAAGAAAGCCAAGAAUACAUCUUAACUCUUCAGAGUACUGCAUCCGUUCUUAUUUUAGAUAGCUGGCUUGAUGUGUUAGAUGACGGCUUUUUAAAGUAACCUGGAGCAAGUGUGGAAUGGCUGUUUUCUGAAGGACGUUUAAGGCUUUGACAGGUAGUGCAGGGAAAUGACUCCACUCUAACAAACCAUAGUAAACCUUUGACUAUAGUUGAGAGCUACUUAGAGCCAUUCCCCUUCCUGUGUAUGUCUUUUCUAUAAGAAAGCUGCAAUGUAUAGUUUAUGUCUGUGCGGUGUAUGUAAACCAGUAUGGCCCUCCAUCCAGCAGUGACAGGAAGCCAGCUAGAGGUGCAUCAUCUUGGGCAAUCGCCCAGUCUUGCUGAGUUAGAUCUGAAAUGGGGCCCAGCAGUCUGUCUGACCCAAGUUCUCAGUUGAGUCUGAUGCACCUGAGCUUCAGAGCCUAGCAAAAAUGAGAUUCUUUCUUCCUUAUGUAUAUUCCGCCUCACCUGGUAUUCUGUGAUCAUUUAUCAGCAAUGGUAAUUUAUUCUUAGUACUGCCUAAGAAAAUGCAUAUGUUUUAUGUAUGUAUAGUGUAGUUACUGAUAAUUCAUUUAACUUGGUUUGGCAUUUUUCUACCACUGACUAAAAAGUUUACAUUAACUGAUUUCAAUAUUUAGGUGUAAUGGUCUGUAUUUCUUUAGUUGUUGUGACAUUUACUUAGCUAAAAUAAUUGAUGGGUGCUACAGUCUCCUGUUUAUGCAUAAAAUGGGUACGUCGUGGGCAGGGUAAUAUAAGCUCUCUUUUCAUUGCCUCUUUAUCAGCAGACCAUGGUUCUGCUUUGGCUAGACUAGCUCUCAGAACAGAAUCACCAUUCCGUAUCAUUUGUCUUGUAUCUGAGACAGUAAAUCAGAUGACUGGCCAGGCCCACACAGCACCUCGUUUAAUCUUUUAUGAGUUGAUGAAGAUUCCUUUCAAGUAGCUUAUUUGACAUUUGAAUACUGCAGUAGAGUAAUGGUUCUCUUUGGUACUCAUGCUUCAGGUGAAGUACUUCACAGAAUACUAAGAUAGUGCAUUUUAUAACUUGGGUGUUUCUUCCAUCUCAGUUGUGUGCAUUCUACAAAUAAGCAGGCUUAUUCAUAUUUUCCUUUAUAAUUCAGCACUUCCAUCAUUAAUCUUCCUUCCACUGUUUACAAGUCACUGGUGAGUUAGCUCAUGCAAGAAGAUUCCCUUUUCAGAAUAAACUAGUGAAUACUUGCUUUCUGAGGAUCACUGCUCUGUCCCACACAGCAGUGUUAAGUGGCUUCCUCUACAAACUGGUGCUGGAAAGUAAGUAGGCAAACUGCUGAGAUGUUCUAGAGAUGCCCUCCCUUCCCCUCCUGAUUAUGUCACCUGUUGCUGGUCCCAGAGCAUUCUACACAAUCUAUUCAGCCCCCGUUUGUAAUACCUCCUUAAAAAUCCUGCAUUCAGCCAUGUCACCCUACCUGCUCUUUCAUACUGAUCUCCCCCAUCAGAGCCCAUCCCAGGAGGAAUACAUGUGAUUUGUAGGGGUGGCCUGCUAGCUGCCAUUUUAGCUAAUGAGCCUCAGGACAGCUUACACUCACACAUAAUCCCAGAUGCUUGAGAGUGGGUUUAGAAUCAAACUUCUGUGACCAAUAAAAGCCUGUCCUGGCUGGAGUUAGGUAGUUAUAACCUAAGGUGGAUGCAAUUCCUAGUGCAAAAAGAGAGACUAGAGAAAGAAAAAGGAGCUGUCCUGUACAGAAGUGAUCAUGAUUUUACUCAGUAGAGACCUUCUGCAGUGCAAUUGAACUAACUCCUAUCUAUCAACUCUACCUGCUCAUCUAGUUCUUUUCAAGGAUAAGCUCCAAGUGCUAGCUGCUUUCCUGGCGACUUGACUGAGUUUCACGCUCUUCUUUUUACUUCGUGUUUUAAUGAGUAACUUGGAAUAUUUCAUUAACUUGUUCUCAAGUGAUUUAGCUGUCAUUCUGCCAUUUUGAGUUUAAUUUUAUCUGCUUGAGCACACUGAUCAACCACUGACUUGCCUUCUUGCAUUGUCCUGCAAUGAUGUGUAAGAGUGACAUUUGUGUAAUGGUUUCAUAGUUGGAAUUUCAGAGCACUGACACCAGAUAUUCUCAGUUUGUUCUCUGGGGGAAUUUUAUUUGCAUCUAUGUUUUUAGCUGUCUGUGAUAACUUGUUAAAUAUUAAAAAGAUAUUUUGCUUCUAUUGGAACAUUUGUAUACUCGCAAUUAUAUUUCUGUAAACAGCUUCAGUCAAAAAUAAAACAUUGAAAGUUUUCA